This is a messenger RNA of Salvia splendens (bonfire salvia), 1480 nucleotides long. RefSeq names its product gibberellin 20 oxidase 2-like. The coding region runs from base 62 to 1213 and encodes 383 amino acids. NCBI's taxonomy places the organism in Eukaryota, Viridiplantae, Streptophyta, Magnoliopsida, Lamiales, Lamiaceae. The record is from RefSeq and is a predicted model, not a curated record. The transcript has 3 exons.
CCACUAUAAAAUAAGAGCCCCGAUUCCCAAAUCCUAGUACAAAAAACUUGAAGCAAUUUCAAUGGAAUCAUCCAUUUCCUCAUCAACUAUUGUUCUCUCUCCUCCUCCUCCCUUCCAACCCAACAACAAUGGCGUGAAUCUCGUAUUCGACGCCUCCCUCCAACAACAACCCCGCCUCCCCACUCAAUUCCUCUGGCCCCACGAAGACACCGCCUACGCCGCCGCCGACUUCCUCCCCGACCCCCCCAUCGACCUCUCCGGCUUCUUCCUCGGCGACCCCCUCGCCACCGCCUCCGCCGCCUCCCAGAUCAGAGCCGCCUGCUCCACCCACGGCUUCUUCCAGGUCAUCAACCACGGCCUCGACCCCUCCACCUUCCGCGCCGCCCACCACCACAUGGACGCCUUCUUCAGCCUCCCCCUCCCCCGCAAGCUCGCCGUCAAGCGCCAGCCCGGCUCCCUCCGCGGCUACUCCGGCGCCCACGCCGACCGCUUCUCCUCCAAGCUCCCCUGGAAGGAGACCUUCUCCUUCACCUACACUCAUGCCACCACCCUCGACGUCGUCGACUACAUCAAAUCCAGCCUCGGCCCCCAUUUCGAACACACAGGAUGUGUGUUACAGAAGUACUGCGAGGCAAUGCAUAUGUUGUCGAUGGCGAUCUUUGAGCUGCUCGCGAUUAGCUUAGGAGUGGAGCGGUCUGAGUAUAAGGAUUUCUUCGAAGACGGAUGCUCUGUGAUGCGGGGCAACAACUACCCGCCUUGCAAGGAGGCGGGGCUCACCCUGGGAACGGGUCCCCACUCGGACCCGAAUGCCCUGACGCUGCUGCAUCAGGACGAAGUAGGAGGGCUUGAGAUCUUCUCGGACGACAAGUGGAGAGCAAUUAAGCCUUGCCACGGCGCCGUUGUUGUUAACAUUGGUGACACUUUCAUGGCAUUGUGCAACGGCCGAUACAAGAGCUGCCUGCAUCGGGCGGUGGUGAACAAGGAGAGGGUUCGGAGAUCUUUGGUGUUCUUCGUGAACCCUAACGAGGACAAGGUGGUGAGGCCCCCGGAGCAGCUUCUGCUUCCGGGGAAUGAGGGGGCUGAGGCCCCCGCACGCCUGUACCCGGACUUUAAAUGGUCCGAUUUGAGGGAUUUUACCCAAAAUCACUAUAGGGCCGACACUUCUACGCUCCAACACUUUGUCAGCUGGCUUUCAAAUAAGACACAACCUUAGAUAUAUAUAUAUAUAUUUCAUUUUCUGACUUUUGUCGUGUUGCACUCUCUCUACUAGUUUAAUAAAUCUAUGUAUGUAUUUAAGUAGUUGAGUUGUGUUGUGUUGUGUUGUUUGUGUAUAUGUGAUUUGAGGUCGUGCUUAUCUUUUUCUAUUUAUUUGUUUUUGUUAUUUUCUGCAUUUGUGUAUUAGGUUCUGGAUUCGACUGCCUUUUGUACUAUUGUAUGGAUUGAAUCUUGGCAAUGAAUUGUGAUGUAUCUCAUUGAUUAA